AUGACUUCUUCUCCGCAUGCGUCGCAGUAUGCUGUACCACCAGACGGCCAGGACCCGCAUAAUUACACGCCCUUGUAUCCCAACGGGCAGGUUCUGGACGGCCAGGCACCACCGCGCAUCGCUUACCCGCAAGAAGCCGCCUACCCGAAGCUCGAGAAUAUCAACGAGGUGCUCCAGGCGCAACAGGCUCUCCAAGCGAAUCAUGUCUUGAACCCUCCGCUGCCCCAACAAUCAAAGCCGAACCGCCUGCGCAAAGCCUGCGAUUCAUGCAGCAUUCGCAAGGUCAAGUGCGAUGAAUCGGGGCCGCCGUGUAGAGCUUGCCUAGCUCUAGAAAUCCCGUGUACUUUUGAGCGCCCGAGCCGACGACGCGGUCCGCCUAACAGACAUGCCGAAGCGAUCAAGAAGCGAAGGAUUGGCGAUGUAGACUCUGGCUCGUCGAAUCCGCAGUCUCCCACCAAUGCCGCCCAUGCGCUGGCCCAGCUGCAGUCGUCGCAUCCGACCCAGCUCUCUGCCGAAGAGAUAUGCGCCCUCCCCACACUCAACGCCCUCAUCGACGAUUUCUUUACAUACAUACACCCACUAUGUCCCUUUCCUCACGAGCCGUCGUUUCGCGAAGCGUGGGGCCAGAGGGAGGACUUGUCGAAUCCCUCGUUCCUGGCGCUGCUGGCGUCCAUGAUCGCGGUCCUGGUCGCUUCCUUCCCUCGAAAACCACGCCUACACCUCAAUACACAGACGCGACGCGAAUACCCAAAUCAUCUCUCCUUGGUCGACAAGUGUAGAGAUGUGUGUGCGCGGGCGCGCGGGCCGGGCUAUCUUGAUCGGCCGUCUUUGAAUGUAUACGACGCGUGUACCAGCUACUUCCUGGGCUUGACUGGAGCCUACGUAUUCCAGUGGCGGCAACUACGACUUUACUUGGCCGAGUGCCUAACUAUCAUACGGUCAUUGGGUCUCCAUAAACACGAGGCUCAGGGUUAUACCUAUCUUGGUGGUAUGCCGCAUGCGUGGGGCUCGAAUGGACCCAACUACGAUGGCUCGAGAGAGUUCAAAGUAGACUAUAUCACCGAGGAGAUUGGCCGACGUGUGUUCUGGACAGUGUUUGUGGGCGUGCGAACCAUACAACAACUAGGCGCUUCGUUCGGAGAGUUGAUGAUUCCGCCCGCGACACCUACCGAGCCUCUCCCACCACUGCCCCGCGAAGUAGACGACGUGCACAUCUUCCCAAACGAGAUUCAACCACAGCGCGAAGGAGUCGUCUCCAUGAUCACUGGUUUCAACGUCAACGUGCGCAUCUACCUCUCCUACUCAUCACUAGCAACGGCGGAGAUGGCAUUCGGCAUAGACGAGAUAUUCGACUGGGACCGACAACAACAGAUUUUCGCACAGAGUUUGCAGCGCUGCCGGCAGAUUCUAGAGAGCCUCCCUGAAGUCCUCAAAGUGCAACCAAAAUCCAGCAAAGACAGCGGUCUCGAACAACAAAAACCCUACUACCCACCCAUGCCAGAGUAUUCCGGAAUGCGAGAUCCUACCUUGGACAGUUACCAAAAGACAGAUAGCCACGACAUGCGACGCUACGAAAUUCAGAAAGCAAAUAUAUACGCCAGCCAUCUGUCUACUCGCUCACACCUCGUGGAAAAGUACUUUCUCCAACUAGACAAGUACCAGAGAUCGGUGGGCCAGGCUCCUGCACAACCCAGCACCAACGCUCUCGCGGCAGGAAUCGACAGGUUUGUAUCCGGAACCACCCCCGACGCGGAAGUCCUCCAAAAAGCAAUGUCAGAAGAACGCGAACAAGUGGUCAAAGACCUUCUGGUAGUACUGGGCAGCAUCGACAUGGUCAACAUGGAGCCAAACGGCGACUCGUUUGUAAGUCUAUACGUUUACUUGCAGAAUUCAGAUUUCCUGUAUCAACCUUCAGACGACAAUGAGUUUGUUCUCUCCAUGUCAACCCACGACUUCUUUCGUAAAAAUACAAUCAGUCCGAUCGCAAGCUUACGGUUCUUCCCUGCGCAGACUCAGAAGAUACGCAGUAUUGCCAGUACCCUCUUGGAAGUCCCCAAAGAGCGGCGUGGCAGUGUUGCACUACAGCACCAAGACUACCUUUACAAGUUCCUCGAUAUAUUGAGUAAAUUGGAGAGGGUGAGUCCGGAGGGGAGUGAGCCGAAUGGUGGAGGUGCAUUGGACGAAGAGAGUGAGUUGAGACUAUGGGCGGACUUGAGGGACCAUCAGUUGAGGUUUCAGGAACAAGGGGGCGUUUAUGGGUUUUCGUAA
Molecule: messenger RNA, 2268 nt
Organism: Alternaria arborescens
Lineage: Eukaryota; Fungi; Ascomycota; Dothideomycetes; Pleosporales; Pleosporaceae
Exons: 3
Coding region: 1-2268 (755 amino acids)
Biological process (GO): DNA-templated transcription; regulation of DNA-templated transcription
Molecular function (GO): zinc ion binding; DNA-binding transcription factor activity, RNA polymerase II-specific; DNA binding
Source: RefSeq, a predicted model, not a curated record